AACUAUUUUUCGAUUUUUCUCUUAAUUUCCUAUCAACUCCGAUCCCUUUCCAAAAGGACUAUCAAAAGGUGUGAUUCCCCAUUCUAUAACCAUUUUUCCCUUUUUUCUCUUAAUUUCUUAUCAAUUUCAAUCCCAGAAGGACUAUGAAUUGGGUUAGUUGCGAUUCCAAAAUUCUUCAUCCUCUUUCUUCAUUCGAAUGAUUCCAGCUGUAACAAUGGGUGUGCGAUAAACAAAUUAGUUGCGAUUCUUCAUCCCCAUUUUCGUAGCCCUAGCUAUCAUUCACUCUCUCUCCCAAUUUUUUCUCUAAAUCGCACUCCCACCGACUGUUAGGAGUGAGAUACCUUAGGACCAGCAACAAUCACUUCGCCAUUUCUAUUACCAAUCUCUUAAGUUGGGUGGUGGUGGGGUAAGUACGAACUUCAUCACAAUUCAUCUAACCUCUUUAUAAAUAAAGUUGUUGUAGUCAUAUAAACAUGAAUUUUAUCAUGUUCUUGAUUGAUGUUCUUGAUUCAUGAAUUGACAUAUAUUGACAUAUAUAAACAAUUUUCAAUCCCUGAAUGAAAUCAAAGACAUGAAGUCAAAUAUCAUUCUCUACCAUUAUUGAUCCUUUUUUUAUUGUAAUUCUUCUUUCUUCUCUGCGAUUUGUGGGUGAAGAGAUCGACAAACCAAGUCUGGGUGUUGAGAUACGGUACGACAUGGAAUGGGGAGAGGAUAUUGUUCCAAGAUUGGGUCAAUGUGGUGGCUUACGUUAGGGUUAAAUGACGUGAAUGAUUCUGAAAUUCUUCUUCCUCUUCUGCCGCUAACAAUUAAGCUCAAUUUUCACUGUAAUCGUCAUUUAACCCUAAAGAUUGUGGGUGAAAGAACAACUCGACCGAUUCGGCUUGCAACAAUGACUACAACUCGAUGGCUGUUUGAUAAUUCAUGGCAGAGAUGGUGAGAUUUUGUGGUUUGCCGAGUGAAGUUGUGGAAAAAAUUCAUGUUGUGGGUACUUGCAAUAGAGCUUGUUCACGGUACUACUAAUGACACAGCAAAGUGGACCUCCUGGCCUUCCUAAUCACAUUCAGAACUAAUUUUUUAAACUCCCUUGUUUUCUUGUUAAAUUACUACCUUUACCUUUGAAAUUGUUUAUUAUAUAUUGUUGUAACAUCAAUAUGACUACUAUAUAGCAAUAAGUUGCAAAUACUGAGGCAAAGGUAUUACUAUGCAAUGUGGAGUGCUGAUGGGACACCAUAUAUGAUGUUAAUAAACAUAGAUGGAUGCUACUUGAUCGAUAGAAAUUUCAAUUUUAGAAGGGUUAAGAUGAGAUUCCCAUUUCCUUGCAAACACACAAACCAUGACCAUGAGCCGAAGAUGGUAUACGAUUGAAGCCUACCUCUGCUGUAAUUCAUCUUCUCUUCCUCUGCUUUCUAUCUACAAAAUAAUAAAUAAGUUCAUUUUUUUUCCAAGUUUCUAAUAUGAAUUUGAAGGAACAGUAAAUAUAUGUGUUGGAUCUUUUGUUUUUUUUUUUUUGAACUGAUAUAUGUUGGAUCUUAAAUAUAAAUAUAUAUAUAAUAUAUUUUUUGAUAUACGAAGGAAAUUUCGAAAUCAUUUUUUUUUGUGGAAAUCGAUUUUCAGAAUAGGAAAGUUAGUGAAAGUUAGCAGGAGGAACAAAGCUCAUGACGAAAUUGUGACUCUAUACAAGGUAUAUAUUAAUUUGAAUUGAAAGCUUGCCUUCUUUGUUUUUUAUUCAUUUUCUUUAGUACGUUGUUAUUUCUUGGGUUAAAUUGUUCUUCUAUUAUUUUUUUUUCCUUUCGUAUUUGGUGGAUCGCAUGAAAAGUUUGCCAUAAACUUUUAUAAAUAAUUCUCAUUGAUGAAAAUAAUUUUGACUAAUUUUAUCAAGAAUUAGUUAUAGAAUCAGUUAGAUUCUAUUGUCGGUUAUGUUAGUUAGACUGUGUCAGUAAUGUUAGUUGGUUUUGUUAUCUCUCUGUAUUCAUUCUCUGCCUAUAUAAGGCUCUCUAUUGUAUUUCUCUGUUCUAAUAUGGUAUCAGAAGAAAUUGCCUAAAUCUUCAAGCUUUUUCACGCUUUCAUCCAUGGUGAGGACACGAGCAACUAUCUUGGCUACUUCCACCGAUCCCGUGGUCGAUGCCCCUGCUCCGAUCGAUCCCCAACCAUCUUCAGACUUCCGCUGAUAACAAUAACAAUCAAGCUCAGUCACCAGCUCCUCCACCUGUUCAACAAACUCAACCCGAUCGUCCUGCCUACGAGGACAUCAGAAGUCCCUAUUAUCUGAGUAAUGCAGACCAUCCGGGGCUCGUUCUUGCUACUCCAAUUCUUACAGAUCGAAACUUCCAACCAUGGCGCAGAGACUUCAAGAUCUCCAUUGGAGCCCGCAAUAAAACUCCAUUUCUUGAAGGUAUACUCCCUCAACCCCCUCCUAAUGAUUCUCUCUUUGGUUCUUGUAUCCGAUGUAACCAAAUGGUUAUGUCUUGGAUCUUACAUUCGAUCUCACCUGAGAUCAAAAGCAGCAUCAUGUACCUUGACACUGCUGCCGAGAUGUGGACAGUAUUACACAAUCGAUUUAAUCAAGGAAAUGGGCCAAGAAUCUUUGAGCUCAAUGAAACCCUUACUUAUCUUCAUCAAGGGGAAGAUUCUCUUAGCUCUUACUUCACUAAACUCACGACCAUUUGGGAUGAAAUUCAUCAAUUGAGGCCAAAAAUUCCCUGCACUUGUGCUGCAGCAACUCAGUCCCAAGAUCAUACUAAUCAUGAUCAAGUCCUUCAAUUUCUUAAAGGACUUAAUGAAACUUACCAUGCUGUUCGUGACCAGCUAUUACUCCUUGACCCUUGUCCCCCUCUCAACAAAGUUUUUUCAAAGACUGUCCAUCAAGAACGCCAAAGAACCAUUGGCCAUCGAACCAUCCCCACCUUUGCUGCCACUGCUACUUCCACACCAGCAGCCAAUAACACAGAUCCUGCCCCUGCUGCUAAUCAGACUUCAAGAAACAAAAAGCCCUGUCCAAUGUGUACCCACUGUCAAAAAUCUGGGCAUUAUAAGGACAAAUGCUAUUUUUUUUUUGCAUGGUUUUCCUCCAGGAUAUGGCACUCGAAAGCCAACUGAUCCAUCAACUGUUGGGUUUUAUGCCCUAAAUAAAACUCAUUUCAAUAUAAUCAGAUUUACUUAUUAAUAUAGAUCAGAAAUAACAUUUAAUGUUGCAUGGUUCACAUGAUUUAUUUCAUGAUUAUAUGUACAUAAUGUAUAAAUUCAUCUGAAACCCUUUUCACAUACUUGAUCCUGUUUAUUGUGUUGUCAACACAUUGGAAAGUAAACAUGACUAUGUGAAUAAAGAUUCCUAGA
This is a messenger RNA of Cannabis sativa, 3333 nucleotides long. RefSeq lists its product as uncharacterized. The transcript has 4 exons. The coding region runs from base 2122 to 3096 and encodes 324 amino acids. NCBI's taxonomy places the organism in Eukaryota, Viridiplantae, Streptophyta, Magnoliopsida, Rosales, Cannabaceae. The record is from RefSeq and is a predicted model, not a curated record.